AGCUAAUCGUCACGAAGGACGUUGUGCAGACUGCUGUAACAAUUUUCUAACCUAAAAGGAUUGACGCGGUGACGCUCGAGCGUGGUGCGAUCGUCCGGAAUCUAGUCCUGGGAAGGGAGAUGAGCGAUGCCGAGCUCCAGGAGGAGGAAAGAGAAGUGUUGCUCUCGAUAUACGACGGCGACUCAGCUUUUAAACAGCUGACACCCACAACGUUUCAAUACAAGUAUGGAGAGGACAACGACAUGAAGUCAUUUCUGCUGGAAAUCUCAUGGGGCGCAGCAUAUCCUACAGAAAAACCGACCAUCAACAUGAAUACGUUUUACAAUAAACACAUUGUGCAAGAGGUGAAGGACAAGGUGGUGAGUCACAUAGAGGCAGAGGCUGAGCAGUGGUUGGGUAGCGCGAUGACGUAUACGUUAUUUCAGUCUGUCCAAGAACAUUAUGCAGACUUAGUCUGCAUGCAACCGGACUCAAUCGCAGACAUAAAUUCGCAUACCAAUAAGCUGAAAAUCACGGAGGAGAAUCAACAGGCCGAGGAAACGACAAGGAAACCGAAGAAGGAACAUUUAAGUAAAGCCCAGAAGCGUAGACAAUGGAACAAAGCGGAUGGCAAAGGUGAAAGACCGCGAGGAUGGAACUGGGUGGACAUAGUGAAACAUUUAUCGCAGACUGGGCCAAGAACGGAGGAGGAAUCGUAACUUAAUAUUUUGUACAGUAUGAAAAGCGUAUUAUAUUUUUAUAAAUUGUUGAAAGUAAAACCAUUUCCUUAUGCAUUUUCCAAGGUGGUUUUAUUCUCAUAUAUUACUAUUAUUGAUUUUUAAUUAUGGUCAAGUAGAAAAAAUUAUUUUAAUAAAGAACACUUAGCAAUUAUAAGCGUAA
This is a messenger RNA of Vollenhovia emeryi, 879 nucleotides long. RefSeq names its product RWD domain-containing protein 4. NCBI's taxonomy places the organism in Eukaryota, Metazoa, Arthropoda, Insecta, Hymenoptera, Formicidae. Bases 120 to 698 code for a protein of 192 amino acids. The transcript has 4 exons. Gene Ontology annotation, molecular function: protein binding. The record is from RefSeq and is a predicted model, not a curated record.